This is a messenger RNA of Brassica rapa (field mustard), 1218 nucleotides long. RefSeq lists its product as uncharacterized. Gene Ontology annotation, biological process: regulation of GTPase activity. The record is from RefSeq and is a predicted model, not a curated record. NCBI's taxonomy places the organism in Eukaryota, Viridiplantae, Streptophyta, Magnoliopsida, Brassicales, Brassicaceae. Gene Ontology annotation, molecular function: small GTPase binding; GTPase activator activity.
CCACAGUCUUUUUAAUUUUUCUACUCUAGAUACCUUCUUACUUACUUACUUCAUACAUUAGGCUUCUUUCCUUGUCUUAAAUUUUGGUGAUCCCAUAUUAUAAGUUGUGAAAGAUAUCAGAAAACUUAAAUUUAAGGGCUCACACACUAUGUAGUACUAGUUUUUGGUUUUUUCUUCUUUUUUUACCUCGGACAUUUCCAGGUCAUCCUGCCCUAGAUGAUGAUGGCAGCAACGCUCUGAGGAGAUUGCUAACUGCUUAUGCUAGGCAUAAUCCCUCUGUUGGAUACUGUCAGUUCAACAUCUAGAUUAUCGUGGAGUGCAGGUGGCUUGUGUUACAGCGCCAUGGUUUCUUUCCAUCUUCAUCAAUAUGCUUCCAUGGGAAAGUGGUCAGUUCUCAGAGUGUGGGAUGUGCUUCUGUUUGAAGGAAACCGUGUAAUGCUUUUCAGAACAGCACUUGCAUUGAUGGAGUUUUAUGGUCCUACACUAAUUACAACCAAGGACGCUGGAGAUGCGAUUACUCUGCUUCAAUCAAUGACUGGCUCAACGUUUGAGCGCAGCCAGCUCGUCUUCACUGCUUGCAUGGGUUACCAAGACUAUGCUUUGAAUAAGGACAAUGCUUGCUCCUUGUAUUUUUUGGUUUGGCGGGUAGAUUGAGCAGUUAGAGCAAGGGGUGAGAGAGCUUCGAAAGCUUGUUUCUGAUAAGAAGGAUCAAGAAGCUGCUAUGAUACAGGUGUUGAUGGGGAUCGAGCAAGAACAUAAGGUAACGGAAGAUGCACGGAGAGCUGCUGAGCAGGAUGCAGCAGCGCAGAGACAUGCUGCCCAAGUGCUUCAGUUAAAUGAAUGGUUUUUGCUUUGACUACUAUUCCAUUUUAACCAAAACAAUGGUGUUAGGAAAAAUAUGAGGAAGCUGUUGCUGGGCUUGUUGAGAUGGAGGAGAGGGCAGUAAUGGCAGAGUCAAUGUUGGAGGCGACUUUUCAGUAUCAUAAAGCACAACCGUGGUGAAGAUAUGAAAUAAACAUACAGAUCGUCAUUAUCGAUCCAUCAUCAACUAAACAUAAGCUCUUUAUGCCUCUCUUACUGCUUUUAUUUAUGGGAAUAAUGUUUGGGGUUUCCUAGCUCUUGCCCUUACAAAAGAACAUAAUAAAAACAUAUUAUUUAGGUAGAGGAAUUUUCUGGUAUUUAGAUGGCUUAUAAUAUUGCUGAAUGAAAUAUUAUCAU